Messenger RNA from Tupaia belangeri chinensis (Chinese tree shrew), 1113 nucleotides. Its product is annotated as olfactory receptor 10R2-like. The transcript is spliced from 2 exons. Lineage: Eukaryota; Metazoa; Chordata; Mammalia; Scandentia; Tupaiidae. Gene Ontology annotation, molecular function: G protein-coupled receptor activity; olfactory receptor activity. The record is from RefSeq and is a predicted model, not a curated record. Gene Ontology annotation, biological process: G protein-coupled receptor signaling pathway. Gene Ontology annotation, cellular component: membrane.
AUGACAAAAUCACCAAGAAUCAGUCAUGGAAUCAGGGAGCCUGAAGAUAUAAAGGAAGUUCAUCUACCAAUAAAGAGGAUGUUGGAUCAGUCCAAUGUAAUCAUACUCCAGACACUUGUAUCCGUGUACCUGAACGUGUUUUACUUCUUCCCCUUUUCUCCGUAGGUCUUGUCAGGAAACCUCACCAUGGUCACUGAGUUCCUGUUGCUGGGUUUUUCAAGCCUUGGUGAAAUUCAGCUUGCCCUCUUUGUGGUUUUUCUCUUUCUCUAUCUAGUCAUCCUCUGUGGCAAUGUCACUAUUGUAAGUGUCAUCCGCUUGGAUCAAAGCCUUCACAUACCAAUGUACUUUUUCCUUGGCAUUCUUUCCACAUCUGAGACCUUCUACACCUUUGUCAUCCUACCCAAGAUGCUCAUCAACCUACUUUCUGUGGCCAGGUCCAUCUCCUUUACCUGUUGUGCCCUUCAAAUGUUCUUCUUUCUCGGCUUUGCUAUUACCAACUGCCUGUUGUUGGGUGUGAUGGGUUACGACCGCUAUGCCGCCAUCUGUCACCCUCUGCAUUACCCCAUCCUUAUGCGAUGGCAGGUAUGUGGGAAACUGGCAGCUGCCUGUGGGAUUGGAGGGUUCUUGGCCUCGCUGACAGUAGUAAGUUUGGUCUUCAGCCUCCCUUAUUGUAGUGCCAACAAGGUCAACCACUACUUCUGUGACAUCUCACCAGUCAUUCGUCUGGCUUGUACCAACACAGAUAUUCAUGAACUUGUCAUAUUCAUUUGUGGCAUCUUGGUACUCGUGGUUCCUUUCUUCUUCAUCUGUGUCUCUUACCUCUGCAUUCUGAGAACGAUCCUGAAGAUUCCCUCAGCUGAGGGCAGACGGAAAGCCUUUUCCACUUGUGCCUCUCACCUCACUGUGGUUAUCGUUCACUAUGGCUGUGCUUCAUUCAUCUACCUGAGGCCCACAGCAAACUACGUGUCCAACAAGGACAGGCUAGUGACGGUGACGUACACCAUUGUCACUCCAUUACUAAACCCCAUGGUGUACAGCCUCAGAAACAAGGAUGUCCAACUAGCUAUCAGGAAAGCAUUGGGCAAGAAAGGGUCUCUAAAACUAUAUCAUUGA